This is a messenger RNA of Schistocerca cancellata (South American locust), 8060 nucleotides long. It is a transcript of the gene SA1, whose product is annotated as cohesin subunit SA-1. Bases 198 to 3869 code for a protein of 1223 amino acids. Gene Ontology annotation, biological process: sister chromatid cohesion. Gene Ontology annotation, molecular function: chromatin binding. Lineage: Eukaryota; Metazoa; Arthropoda; Insecta; Orthoptera; Acrididae. The record is from RefSeq and is a predicted model, not a curated record. The transcript is spliced from 23 exons. Gene Ontology annotation, cellular component: chromatin; cohesin complex; nucleus.
UAUUGAUUGAACUGUGGAGGGAAAUGUUAGAGCUUGCGUCAUAGAAGCGUUGUAAAUAAGUAUUUUGUUUAUUUUGGGAAUAACGGCCAGAAGUACAUGAAGUCAACUCAGGUUUUUUACACGUUAAACUUCGCAUAAAAUAACUUGGAGGUCGCAUUUUGUUUAAAGAAGUAUAAAGGAAAGUGAAAUAGACCAAAAUGCAGAGACGAGGUGGUAAGCGUAUAAGGAUGGAUGAUCCUCCACCGCCAGAAUACGAGUCACCGAUGACACCCAUGACCCCGAUGGACGGAAGUGGAUCAGAAAUCCAAGAACCGUAUACACCGUACACCCCGUACAGUAAUCAGCCAUCUACACCUCUUCACACGGGAGGUGAAGUCUACUCAGGCAAUGACCAGUAUGCAGGUGAGCCAUCAGGGAUGUAUCAUCAUCAUCAGCAGCAGCAGCAGCAGCAACAACAACAACAACAGCAACAGCAGCAGCAACAACUCUACUCACCAUCUGCACAGCAACAAACACAGUAUGAGGUCACUCAGCCACAACAGCAGCAGUCAGAGCCUAGUUUUGAUCAGCAGUACGAGCAGCCAGCUACUCCACUUAACAUGAGAAUCCGUGUUACUCGUUCACGAGCACGUAGUGCAAAUGCUGCAGCAGCUGCUGCCGCUGCUGGUAUAACUCCAUCUACACCAGUUGCUCCUCCUCCACCACCACCAAAGCGUGUGCUUGCAAGUGAAGAACCUAGGAGACGUCGACCUGGCCGCAAACCCAUUUCAGAAAUGCUGUCUGAAGAUGAAACGUGUCUCUAUUUUGUGGUCCGUCAGGGCAAGAUAUCACUCCAGGUGAUUGUGGAUGACUGGAUCGAGUCUUACAAGAGCAAUCGUGAUUCUGCCCUGCUUGCAUUAAUGCAAUUCUUCAUCAACGCUUCUGGUUGUAAGGGAAAGAUCACACCUUCCAUGCAGUCCUCAAUGGAACAUGCUGCUAUCAUCAGAAAGAUGACAGAGGAGUUUGAUGAAGAGAGUGGAGAAUAUCCACUCAUCAUGUCGGGGCAGACCUGGAAAAAAUUCAGAAACAAUUUCUGCGAAUUUGUGCAGAUACUUGUGAAGCAAUGUCAGUACUCCAUCAUUUAUGACCAAUACCUAAUGGACAAUGUAAUUUCACUACUGACAGGUUUGUCUGAUUCCCAAGUCCGUGCAUUCCGACAUACAGCCACAUUGGCAGCCAUGAAGUUGAUGACUGCACUUGUUGAUGUUGCUUUAACUGUAUCAAUAAAUCUUGACAAUACCCAACGCCAGUAUGAAUCAGAACGACAGAAGACUCGCGAUAAGCGUGCCAGUGAUCGGCUUGAAUCUCUUAUGGCGAAACGACAGGAACUUGAAGAAAACAUGGAUGAGAUAAAAAAUAUGCUUACUUACAUGUUUAAAUCUGUGUUUGUUCACAGAUACAGGGAUACUCUUCCUGAGAUUCGGGCAAUUUGCAUGGCAGAAAUAGGAGUUUGGAUGAAAAAGUUUCAUCAAAAUUUCCUUGAUGACUCAUAUCUGAAAUACAUUGGUUGGACAUUACAUGACAAAGUUGGAGAAGUUCGUUUGAAAUGUUUGCAGGCUCUGCAGCCACUGUAUGCCUCAGAAGAGUUGAAAGGAAAGUUGGAAUUGUUCACAAGCAAAUUCAAGGAUCGUAUUGUUGCAAUGACUUUGGACAAAGAGUAUGAUGUUGCAGUACAAGCUGUCAGGCUUGUUAUAAGCAUUUUAAAGCACCAUAGGGACAUACUAACAGAUAAGGAUUGUGAGCAUGUCUAUGAACUUGUAUAUUCAUCACACCGGGCUGUUGCACAAGCUGCUGGAGAAUUUUUGAAUGAGAGAUUGUUUGUCCCUGAUGAAGAAGCCGUUGCUGGAAUAAAGACAAAACGAGGAAAGAAACGACUGCCCAACACACCACUUAUCCGUGAUCUUGUACAGUUUUUUAUAGAAUCUGAGCUUCAUGAGCAUGGUGCUUACUUGGUGGACUCUCUCAUUGAGUCUAAUGAGAUGAUGAAAGACUGGGAAUGUAUGACAGACCUUCUCCUGGAGGAACCAGGGCCAUCAGAAGAGGCUCUGGAUGAUCGGCAGGAGACGAGCUUAAUAGAAAUUAUGGUCUGCUGUAUUAGGCAAGCAGCUACUGGAGAGCCGCCUGUCGGCAGGGGUCCUACACGUAAGAUACUCUCAGCAAAGGAACUGAAACAGGUGCAGGAUGACAAAAUAAGGUUGACAGAGCAUUUUAUCCAAACACUGCCACAACUGCUUGAUAAAUACAGAGCUGAUCCAGAGAAAUUGGCAAAUCUACUAGCAAUCCCUCAGUAUUUUGAGCUUGACAUUUACACUACUUCACGCCAAGAGACGUACCUCGACUAUCUGCUGAAGAAGAUAAAGUCAAUUGUUGAAAAGCAUCAUGAUACAGAUGUGUUGGAAACAUGUUCAAAGACACUAGAAAUACUAUGCACUGAGGGAAAUGCAAUUUUUACUCGAUGUGAUGUUGCGCGUAGCACACUUAUUGACUCUAUUGUUCACAAAUACAAGGAAGCCAUAGAUGAAUGGCACAGCCUCAUGCUUGGGAAUGAAGUACCAGAUGAAGAUGAGACAUUCAGUGUUGUCUACAGUUUGAAAAAAGUUGCCAUUUUCUACCAGUGUCACAAUAUGGGUCACUGGGGCGUUUGGGACCCUGUCUUCAGAGAUAUAAUUGAAGCACAGGGUGGCUCUAGCUUGAAGAGUUUACCGCAGGAGGCUAUUAAAUACUGCAUUUCUGCUGCAUUUUUUGGAAUACUGUGGGAUCUCCGCCACAUUGAGGAGCUGAUCGAAGGAGGUGCAAGUGGCAGUGAAGAAGUGGCUACCUUAAAGGGAAGGCUACAUAAUUUCAUGGACACCAUGAAGCAGCUUCUCCAGACAGCAGUGGUUCAAGCUUACAAAGAAGAGGCAUAUAUCACUGUGUGUGACCUUCUUGUGGUUUUCUGUAACCAAUUAGCAAGCAAUCAGGCAUUAACUGACCUCGUAUAUGAGCCAGACAGAGCCUUGCAGAGCAUGCUCAAUGACUUCAUUCAGCAGUAUGUGUUUAUUGUUGAAGAAGAUGGAAGCGUAGGGAUCCCAACUGAGCCCCAAGAUGAGCAUGAUGAACACCUAAAAAUUGAAGAACUCCACAAAAGACGAAAUUUUCUUGCGUCAUUCUGCAAGCUUAUUGUGUAUAAUAUAAUGCCCACAAAAGUUGCUGCUGAUGUAUUCAAACAUUAUGUCAAGUACUACAAUGAUUAUGGAGAUAUCAUCAAGGCUACCUUAGGAAAGGCUCGUGAAAUCAACAAGACCAAUUGUGCUCGGACCAUGGCCCUCAGUCUUACUAUGCUCUUCCGUGAUCUCCAGAGAGAUGGGAGUCGGAUUAAUAGACAAAUUGAAGAUUUCAUAAGUUUAAAGGAAUUAGCAAAACGAUUUGCGCUAUCUUUUGGACUGGAUGCUGUGAAGAACCGUGAAGCAAUAACAGCACUUCAUCGUGAGGGUAUAUUAUUUGCAGUUGAUCCACUGGAAAAUAUUGAAGACCCUACAGGCCCCCCUCCCAACCUACCAUUCCUUGAGAUACUCACUGAAUUUACGAAUAAACUACUGAAACAGGAUAAACGUGUUGUAUUGAAUUUCCUGGAUCGGCGGAUUGCUGCUGGGAUGCCCUCUAGCAGGGGUGAAGAUUGGCAGCCAUUACUUAUGUACAGGAACAGUUUAGUUCAUGGAGAAACUGACCAGCCUCCAGUUACCUCUAAACGAGCAUACGGUAGGAAGAAGAAAGAAGUUGAAGAAGAGGAAGCGAUGGAUGGAGAUGGUGAAGAGGUCACAUCAGAUCAGGAGUUCAAUGUUGGGUUUUGAUCACCCGUUGGAUGUACUACCAUUUUCAUGGGUGUUGUGUCCACUGUAACAGUGGUGAUGUGUUACAGUUAUUGGGUGAAGGCAAUUGCAGGAAUCCUGCCUGACUUCAGUCCAUUUUCAAAUAGUGGUUGCAGAUUGUACGAUACACCAUUCUACAACUGGACGGUACCCAGCACAGCUGGUAAUCAAGCAAAACAAGUUGUGUGCCUACAUCUUCUGCCAUUGAAGAUCAUCUUUACGUGACAACUGUGAUUUUUAGAAGUUAAUCAUAGUAUUUGUAUAGUUUGGACCAAGUCCACAUGUUUCAUUUCUGAUCUUUUGUUGUAAAAAGAUGCUACAUCGACGAGACUAGGAAUACAUUUCAGGAACUGGUGCUGAACAUACGUGUGAAAUCAAGCUUUAGGAGAGUGCAUUUAUUUUCGUUCCGUUUAUCCUCCUAAAGUGUUUAAAAGUUCCUCUUGCUAGCUUGUGUGAUUGUUCUGUUGCUCUAUAGCUGUAUGUGGAGAAAUAUUUCAUUUGACUAAAUUGCAGACAUAAAUAUACUGCAAUUUCAGGCCAUUUUGUAUUCGUAAAUUGCUACCUUCAUGUAGGAUACAGUAACAUAUGGUGCCAGUUCUUUGAAACUAGAAGCGUAUCGAUAGUGAGAUCUGUGCCCUCUCUUCUAUAGUGAUAUAAGACUGAGAGAAAAGCAUGUGAAAUAAAUUUUGUACAUGUUUGAUAUUCUGUGAGUUUGUGUAUUUUAUGUAAAAAAAAAAAAAAAGCUGGCUCAGGCUCAGUUGUUUGCUUGUACUUCCAGGAUAGUCUAGUUGGAUAUUUUUGUUUGUAAUUUGUCUUAACUAAAGUUUUUGGGUUGUUUGUAUUGAAUGUGAUGUUACUGCAGUGAUCAUGUGUUAUGUUGUAUAUACUUACUUGCACAAUUCUAAAGAGAUCCCCAAGUGUCAACACCACAUUCUGAACAUUUAACAGACUGUGACAAGUAGAGGAAGAAAUCAAGUAAGAAUAUUGGAAUGUAUUUUCUUGGGACUAGGUGGAUAUCAUGUUUGAAUUACCAGCGAAUUUCCAAAUACUAGGGACCACUGACACUGUUGUUGGUACUCUACAGCUAUUUCAACAAAAACUGAUUUGAAAUAGAUUGAACAUUUUUCUUUCUUGAAGAAGAAAUUAGGAGGAAUAAUUUUGACUGAAAAUUGGUAAACUGCACAUUUUACUUCACAUUAUAAAAUUUAACAGUGUUAGCUGGAAGUAUGUAUUUUAAUACACAAGAUUAUUUUGUUAGUGUACAAAAAUUGUAAACACUUUUUGUUUGACAGUGAUUCAAACGACAUAAAUAAGUUCCUCUGUUCACGUGUGGCAAAUAAUAUUUGUAUUUCCUCAUAUUGUGGAAAGGAAAAAGAACUUGAUUUGUUUGUGUCAUUGGUGGUGAGCAACUUGUAAGCUACAGGAUAAUUUCUUUAUAAUGUACGGUUUGUGUGUAACAUACAAUGUUUAUGUGAAAUUUUGUGUGAAAAUGAGAGAGUUUAACUGAAUUUUUUAUUUUGUUUAUAAUGUUCAUGCUAAGUGUAUCAUACCUAGCUUUAUUUCCAGACUUACAGAAAUUUUUUGGUAUUAUUGUGAUGAGAAAGAUAUGUGACCAUUUUUUGUCAGCCCCAACAAAAGUGUGUAGUUCCACUGUUUACAUGAAAGUUAUAAGUAAGUCUGUUCGUUAUAUAAUGGGAGUUUCGUUGUUAAGAAGUAUUAUUGGCUUGGAUUGGAAAUUUUAAUUGCAGUGUUCGGUGUAGAUUGUAACUGUGUUAAUUUUUUACACGUCACAGUUUCAGCUGUUAGCAUUGUCAGAUCUGUUGAAAGGAAACAAAACUUAUUACAAUACAGUAUGAAAUAUUAACUACAAUAUUUCAAGCCACCUAAUGUAAACCCUGCAAUUCAAAGUGCCUUGUAAUUGUAUCAUGCCUAAGCUGCAAAUGUAGCUGUGGCAGUUUAGCGAGUAGAGAAGUAGAGUCCAGGCUGGAGGAAGGGGAAGGGUGGGGAAUUUUCCUCAUUAGAUUCCCUACAGUGUGGCCCCAGGUCUACUAUCAGAAUGAGUAUCGGGGAUCUUUCCCGGGGAUAAAAGUUUUGUGGGGGCAAGGGACCUACGACCCCUCACACUCCUAGUGACUCAGCAGAUGGAAGGGCUGCACACUACCUGCAUUCAGGUGAUAGUCCAGUCAUGGUCUCACAGCCCAGGCUUUACUUAUAACGUGCAGGUACCUAUAGAAAAGUACAUGUUUUAUUCGCAUGUAAUCGUGCAUUGUAACAGUACAUUUUGUUCAAUUUUAACAACUCUAAUGAUGGUGAUUGGCUGAAACUAAUCGGUAGUGAAGUGUAAAAUAAUAAAUAAAUAAAACCACAACAAUAAUGUGCCCAAGUGAUUGUGGUAUGUUACUCAAACUGUCUUCUUGGUCCUUCAUAAGUUGCUUUCUUCCAGACUUCAUUCAUCAUGUUAGCAAGUUCCUUUUCAUGAUUUAUUACACAUGUUAGUUCUUUUGUAAUGGUUGAUUCUGAACCUGUUCUUCUUUCAGCUGCUUCUAAAAUUGAGUUAACAAGAAAAAUCCAUUCCUAUGCAACCUCUCUCCAUAUCUGUUUUAUUAACUGAUGAUUUUAACCAUUUACUUUGCACCCUCAGAAAUACUGGAAAGAAAAAGUGUUAAGUUACUUAAGUUAGGUGUAUAUGGUUAUGUGAACAAUUUUCCUCGUGAUGUUUCAAAACACAGUAUGUUACCUAUAAGAAUCAUUGCCCACAGAAGGCAUGCGGGGACUGCAUUAAAAGGACUACAUUGUUGCUCCUGUGGCUGAAAAAAUUGUUGCAUUUUGCAUUAUUGUACAUGAAAUGUGGUGAAACAAUUUCUUUUUGCUACAAAGUACGGAACAGUUACACAUUGUACAGUUGACUAUCCCUGAAAGCAAAGUCUGUGUCUUCGCUUUAGGCCCCUACACUAUCCAGUGGUCUAAACUAUCAUGUUGUAUAUCAUUCACAGGCACACGAGCUGAUGUUUAUUUCUUCCGGUCUUGCUGUCCAUGCAGUACUCAAAGCCAGUCUUCCUCUUCUCAUAAAAACUUAAGCCUAUUUGCAGAGUCCCAGGUAAGAAUCCAUCAACACAUUUGUUUAACAACUCAGCUUCAAGACUCCCGCUUUCCAUUUAUAAGCUUGAGAGCAACAUUGCUAAAUAGUGCUAAAAUCAUGUUAGCAAGAAAAAUCCUGUCUUAUGCAACAUAUCUCAAAUACUUUGUCUGGUCCAGUAGAAAUUAGAACCUUUCUCAACUUUUAGUUGAAUGAUAUCUUUUGAAAACACAUUAUCAUACAUAUAUGGAUGCAAAUACUUCAUCUGGGAAAUCUCUCUUCACCUCAAUGAGUGAUCAUAUGGGUAACAUGCAGUAGGAUAAUUAUAAAUUUAUGUAUAAGAAUAUGUAGCUUAAGUGUGAAAUUUUCAUUCUUUUUUGUGAAACUGUGUGGAAAAUCAUGGGAUGAGUAAUUUGUAUCAGAUUCAUUUAAUAUUUGUAAUUGGAUUGUUAGUUGACCACAAUAUUUUUGCACCAGGGAGUAAUUGUGCACUGGUCAACUUUCUGUGAUCUUUUAUCAUAUUAUUUCACGAGGACAUGCUGAACCACUUCAUAUUAUAUGCACAACUGUCCAGAAAGCAUUCAUGUUGCAUUGUUUUUCCGUUUGUCACAACUGUACUUCUUUAAAGUAUUGUGUCACCACAUUUUUUCCGAUAAUGGCCUCAGGAGGCAAAGUGCAAUAAUAUUGUGGUGGGGUAGUACAUAGUCUGUGCUUACUGUUUAUGUACAAAAAUAACAAGACCCUAGUGAGCAGACUGUCCCCCCACCCCUCCUCUGUGCCAGUUAUUCAAUACAGUUUUACAUACAUGUACAGGAAGUAAAAACUGUUACUUAAAAUGACAUAAUUUGACGUCAUUGUGUGCUUUAGCAGGACUGAUUGUAUUGUAAUUAUGAGUAUUGAGAGUUUGUUGCAGAUCGUGCUUGAUAGGCCUAUUAUGGUAUUUUAUGUAUAUUUUUUUCAUGAAGUAGUAUAGUCCUAUAUGCAGAGAGAGAGAGUGAAUGAAUGAAUGAAUGUAUGAACACUUGUUAGUAAUUUUUCUGAUUAUUGUAACACAGUUUUUGUGUGUAAAUAUAAUUUUAAUAAAAAAGAUAAAAAUA